AGGGAUAAUGUUUGAUAUGAAUGUUAAUGAGUUAAUAUCGGCUUUAUUUUAUUUUUUAAUUAAAACCUUUUUUUAGGUUUUAUUUUUGAUUCAUCAAAUGAAUUACUGAGUAAACUAUGGGAGGUCACACUCCUGCCUCAAUGCUCUAUCUAAAAAAAAAAACAUGCAUGUCUUCUCUGCUGUAUUCAGCCUGAUGGGGCUCAAUUUUAAAGGCUUGGGCACUUUGAACAUAGAGAGAAAUAAACUCAAAGAAAGCCAUAGGCCGUGGUUUUUCCACAGUCCUUGUCAGGGGUAUAGGAGUUUUUAAUGAGAUAAAUGAAUUUGUCUUAGUGAUAAAAAGCUAUGUAAUAUUCUGCUCAUAAAGAAAGCAUUUAUAGAUACCACAAAACUUUAGUAAACUCUGCUUGAAAUCUAACUACAGGAGCGUAUUUUUAAAAUGAACCAUUAAAAAAAAAAAGAAAAUAAAAAAUAAAAUAAAAUGAACCACUCUCAGUCAUGGGGGAAAAACAAACCUAUCGUAGCUAUAUUUGCAGUUUCAGAAGUAGCUAGUGGAAGGUCUAUUGAAUUAAUAUUUUUAACUGAUGACCCACUUAAAGGUGUCCUGUGCUUCAAAAUGUAAAAUUAGGAUACCCUAGAUCUUGAAUAAGACCUACAAAGGAUAAUUGGUUUAUACAUGCAGAAGGACCUUGGGGAUUAUUGGGCCAUUUAUUCCCAGAUGUUUGAAUUUAGAAAUCAGUGCAAAAGAAUUCCCAGAUAUUACUGUUAGAAGUUAUGACAAACACACACACACACAACCAUUUAUUUUGAUAUCCUUUCCUUUACAAGAAAAACCCCCAUAUACAUUAAAGUACAUAUGCAUAUGCAUAUGAUAGUUGGUAACCAUACACUGACAUAAAAACAGUGAAAAGUUUCUCAUAAAACAGAACCAGGUGUAAUCAGUUUUGUUUAUAUAGCAGUGUUUUUUUUCUUUUUAGUCAAGUUCAUUGAGGCAUAAUUUAUAUACAGUAAAAAUUCAUCCUUAAUUUACAGUUCUGAGUUUUGACAAAUGUAUAGUCUUGUAAUUAUUCCAACAAUCAAGAUCAGUAUAGUUACAUAACCCCCAAACUUCUCUACCCUGUUUUCCUGUCUCCCACUAGCCAUUGAUUUGUUUUCUGCCGCUAUAGUUUGUUCCUUUGCAAAAAUGUCAUAUCAUUUGGAUCAUAGUAAGUACUUUUUUGAGUUUAGCUUCUUUCAGUUAGCAUAAUGUAUCUGAUACUAUGUUGUAUGUAUUAGUAAUUCUGGUUCUUUUUAUUGUUGAUUUCCAGGGUUUGGCUGUACCACAGUUUGCUUAUCUGUUCACUUGUUGAAAAACAUUUGGGUUGUUUUCACUUAGGGUGGUUAUAAAGUCCCUAUAAACAUUUGCAUAUAGAGGUUUUUUUUGGUGAAAGAAAAUUUUCAUUUCUUUUGGGUAAGCACCUAUGGUGGGAUUGCUGGGUCAUAUGGUGAGUGUAUGUUUAGCUUUAUAAGAUACUGUCAAACUGUUUUUUGAAGUGGUUGUACCAUUUUGCAUUCCCACCAGCAGUGUGUGUGAGCUCCAGUUGCUCUCCUUGCCCAGAGUUUGCAUUGUCAGGGUGUUUGUUGUUGUUGUUGUUGUUUUUAACUUUUAGCUAUUUUAUUAGGUGUGUAAUAACACGUGGCUUUAGUCUGCGUUUUUCUAAUGACUAAUGAUGUUAAGUCUCUUAUGUUAUUUACCAUUUUUAUAUAUUUGUUGAAGUGUGUUCUAAGCUUUUGGCCCCUUUUUUAAAAAAAAUUAGAUUGUUUUCUUUUUAUUGCGUUUUGAGAGUUCCUUAUAUAUAUUGUGGAGUCAGGUCUUAUAUCAGAUAUAUAUUUUGCAGAUGUCAAUGGUUUUUAAACCUUCGUGCAACAUUAGACUGUUCAUGUUGAGAGCUUUACUAUAAACACAUUCCUGGCCCUACUAGAUACCAGCUAAAUCUCUUGGAUAUAGUCCCAGGAGUUUGUAGUUUUUAUACCCCGAUUAUAUACUUGGACUUACACAAUGGACAUUUGCAACAUACUGACUGAAAAUACUGUGGUCACCCUAGUGCAGGAAUCCUCCCUACUCUAAUCUCUCAAGCUUCUGCAGUGGCAACUCAUUUCUCUGUUAGUGUUCAAGAAUGAGCAGCAUUUUUUUCCCUCUCUAGUAAUUGAAAUUUGUUCCUCUAAGGUAGGGGUCUGCACACUAUGGACCAUGGACCAAUGCAGCCUACCCACCACUUGUUUUCUCAUAGCAGUGUGCCGAGAUUUUGCUGUCUUAGAGGACCACACCCUGGCCCACAGCCUACAGGAACAAGAGAUCGAGCAUCAUUUGGCAUCGAACAUUCAGCGGAACCGUUUGGUCCAACAUGAUCUCCAGGUGGCUAAGCAGCUUCAGGAAGAAGAUCUGAAAGCUCAGGCUCAGCUCCAGAAGCGCUACAAAGACCUUGAACAACAAGACUGUGAAAUUGCUCAGGAAAUCCAGGAGAAGCUGGCUAUUGAGGCAGAGAGACGACGCAUUCAGGAGAAGAAGGAUGAGGACAUAGCUCGCCUUUUGCAAGAAAAGGAGUUACAGGAAGAGAAAAAACGAAAGAAACACUUUCCAGAGCCCUCUGGAUCCAGUGCUUAUGGAGAUAGUUACUAUUAUGAAAAUGGAGACCAGCCACAGUCAAGGAGGGCAAGGGAAUUGGGUUCUGGAGUCUCAAGGUCAUGUAGACUCCAAAGUGAUGGAAACCAUGUGAAGCAAAGGAACAAGAAACCCAAACAUCCAAUGGAGAACUUGGAAGAACUAGAAGAUCAUUGUUCAUCAGGGAGAUUUCUCUCAUCCUAUAGCUUGGGCAAAGUGAGGGCCAACUCCCAAAUUGACACUGAGCAGCGUGAAAGGAAACGGUCUGAUCAUGAGAGACUUCGGAGACCUCCGCUUCCCAAGAUCAGUGGUGAGGUGUUUCUGAGCACUGGAUUUGAUGAUGGGGAGGCUAACAGUAUCCAUCGAACUUGGAAUUGGGAAAAACAGUCCAGACACCAAGACCAACUUUCACCCAAGUCUUCACAGAAAGCAGGGCUUCAUUGCAAGGAAGCUGUAUAUGGGAGGGACCAUGGGCAAGGUGAGCACAGAGAAAGGAGACACAGGCCCAGGACUCCUCCCUUCUCAGAGAGUGAGGAACAGCUCCAGCUCCGUGACACAGGAAUGAAGCCAAGAGGGAUGAAAGAAGCUGUCUCUACUCCAUCACAAGUGGCCCACAGAGAUCAAGAAUGGUAUGAUGCUGAAAUUGCCAGAAAACUGCAAGAGGAGGAAAUUUUGGCUACCCAGGUGGACGUGAGAGCAGCUCAAGUAGCGCAGGAUGAGGAAAUCGCUAGACUUCUCAUGGCUGAAGAAAAGAAAGCUUACAAGAAGGUCAAGGAGCGGGAGAAAUCGUCUUUGGACAAAAGGAAGCAUGACCCUGAUUGGAAGCCAAAAACAACUAAAUCGGCACACUCAAAGUCAAAAGAGAGUGAUGACCCUCACCGUUCUAAGAAUGACAGGCCAGCACGGCCACCACCACCUACCAUGACAGAGGCUGAAGAUUUGGAUUACACUCAUUUUACAAACCAUAAUUCCACACGUCAUUUCUCAAAAUCAGAAUCCUCCCAUAAAGGUUUCCAUCAUAAGCAGUAAAACCCUAGGAAUCUGCCUUGAGAACGGACUCACUGUAGCAAUCAUUACUGGAUGAUAUAGAAUGCGUUCCACACUCAUUUUUUUCCCUCCUGUGUUUGUAUUCCUGGGAUUUAUCUUCAAGUGUUCUUCUGGCCGUAAAUAAUUUUAAUUCAUUUAAAAAGUUUUGGUUAUUCCUGAUCACUUGGGCAGUACAAGAAAAUCUAGCUUCUGAAUAUUGGCCACCUCUCUGCUGCAUAUGCUUCCUGGGAUAUAGUAUCUAAAAGCUCUGUAAAAUGUCAUUUUUGUUAGGUGUGGAGUACUGGUAUCUAGAGACUAGGCUUUAUUUAGCAGUUAGAAUUUUGUGGAGAUUAUGAUCAGAGUAAAACAAUGUUUGGAUGCAAUACAGAAUAAAAGAAUAUAAGAAAUAGCUUUUUUUCGUGCGUUAGUAUAUGGUAUAUUGAAGGAUCUUUUGCUUUUUGUAUUCUUCAAGAAAAUAAAAAAAAUGACAACCAUAAAGUAUUAAAACAAACAAACAAAACCUGGAACAGUUGGAACAUGUUUUUGACCACCAGGACUAGCAGUUUUGCAUAUCCUUAUAAGCUCUCCUGGGAGAAUUGGCCCAGAUGUCAUUCUCUGACACUUUCUCUGCUUCUGCUGAAGAGCAAAUCUUUUGGAGGCCUCUGGGCACUGGGCUAUUUAUUAGUAUUUAUUGGCAAAAGUUUAAUUCUAUGAACUAUUAACUCAGGUCUGUGCAAAGUCAACUGAAAGUGAAAAAGUGAAAAACUUUGUACCCCUUCUCUUCUAUUACAUUUACAUAUAGAGCCCAGGGAAGUGGAAUUGGAAGGAUGUUUAUAUAAGUGAUAAUGCCAGCAUUCUCUCUGGACAUAGAUAAGUUUUCCUCUUACUUAAAAAACAGUGGUGUUUGUUGGCAGCCACUCAAAAAAUAUUUUAUCUGUCAGUAAUCAGAUUAAUUCAACAUGAAGUUGAAGUAGAGAAAAUGGUUCUUUACCCGGGUAUUGGCUUUACAUAUUCAUUAGUGAUACAUGGCAUUGGAUUCCUUUGUACAGGACCUUUAAAGCCCUCUUUGAGAAAUCUUGUCUUUGUCCAGCCCUUAACCUUGUGGAAAUGCUUAUUUUCCCAUACUUGUUAGUUAACAUAAAUGGCAGUCACACUACACAUAUAUAAAAAUGUCCCUUCGGCUUGACUUUCCAUUAUUUUUCAUUGUAUAAAUCUGAUGUUUUUGACAUUCCAGUGUAGUGUUUGUUUAGGAAAGAAAUACGCAGAUGACUAGAGAAAAAGGUUGUUAAUCCAUUCUUUUCCCACUGGGAACUGCCUAUUGUUUGCCUUAUCUUUCGGGAUAGUCUUUCAAGUCAGGCAAUAUUCAGGAAGCUAUUUAGAAUAGUUUCUCAGAGUGGAUUUGGGUCCUUUCAUUUUGAGAAAGAUCUUUAGUUCAUAACGUUUUUGGAUUGCAGAAACUUGGGUAAAAGGUUGCUAAGAGUCAAGUUUUAGGGAAAUGAUCAUCUAGAAAGAAAGAAACCCUAAAAGAUGAGUCAUUUUUAAGAAAUGGGGAAAGAGAAAAACAAACAGGACUUUGAAUGACGCUGAUGAAAUGAAUGAAGCAGAGUUAAGUAAGCAAGGGCUGAUGAGAUGGAGGUCCUAGCCUUAGUCACAUUCUAUAGGGUGCUUUCAGUAUCCAAAACUUAGGCCUUGUUGACUUCUAGUAAUGCUAUGUUUUUCUUUGUCUGCCCUGUGAUUUUGCUUCAUAUUUUAAAAAGUUUUUUUGUGGUAACUUUAAAGAAAACACAAUGUAUUUUUAUUUUGAUAGGCAAAUGGGCAACAUCAUUUGCCAUAUUUUUAUUUCAUAAAUGUUUAUUUUUCUAUCAUGCAGUGAUCAGAUUUAUUUACUUUAAAAAUUCUGCAUUUGUCUUGCUUCUCAUGUACUUUAUCCAAUCAUAUUUAUUACUGUAAAAUGCUAUCUGGAGGUAUUUUCAUUCAAAAAAAUGUGAGGCCAUUUAACAUUUAAGCCUUGGAUGUUAGUGUUUCAGCUGUCUUAGUGAGCGGCCAGAGGUGAUGUAGUUCCCUGUGACACCCAAUUCAACAUCUGUAUUGAAAAUCUGUUACUUUUUUUUUUUAGGUUUUUAAAAAAUUAGAAUUUUAAAAUAUUUUUAUUUUUUUUGUAAAGCAAACACUUUUUAAAGAGUAUCAGAGUAAUUCUUUUCUUCUUCUUAGUUAAAUCCUCUAAUUCUCAUUCAAAUAUUAUAAUUAUUAUCUUUAAGACUAUAGAAGUAACUAACAACUAUAUUAAAAGGAACUGCCAAACAUUCUUCACUGUGUUCUCUGCUUUUCACUUGGUUGUAUUUCUAUAAAUGUGGGAACGUUUUGUUCCUCUUUAUACCACUGGACCACACACAAUUUAAUUUUUAGGCCCACAAUGUAUUAUGCUUUAAUGUUGUGAUGUAAACUAAUAUGCUGGCCUUGGCAAUCUUUCUGUACUUCUUUUCUCUGGAGGCCCCAUUAACACUAGUAUUGCUGAAUGAGCACAGUAUGUUUUGAGCCUUAUCAUAAGGCUUCUGGAUGUGUACACCCUCUUCCCCCAACCUAACUUUUUGUAAUUCAUUGCUUGGAAGCAAGGUCCGACAAGGGUCAGAUUAAAUGUUCUGAGUUGAAAAAAAUUUGUAGUGUGAAACCAUUGUUAGACAUAAUUAUUUUGCAGGAGACUGGACAGUUGCUACAUAUGCUUUGAAAGAAUAUUGAGAUUUUUAGAAAGUGACUUUGCAUACCUUUGAAUUACUUUUUCUUGAGUGACUUUACAACAACCAGCAACAGACUAACGAACUUCAAAAAAGGCAUAGGUUUUUGAUCAUAGAGAAACAUCUAAAUUAGAAAAGAAAAUAUGGAUAGAUGUUUCCCAGGAGGAAAACCUUUUCACAUUUGCAGCGGCCACUUGGAUCUCCAUCAACAUUUUCCAAGGUGACCUUGGGCCUUGUGUUCCACUGAACUCACUCUAGAAAAUUGUGAACCGGACCUGUUUUCCCCUUUCCUUCUCUACUAUGGUCUGCAGCCGAACUGGAUGGUGAAUAAAGUCAUUGCUGACUCUGUCCACACAUUUCCAUUGAUGUCAGGACUUUUCAGUAUAAAUAUAAUUAACUUUUAAUGGAUAAUUAUUUUCUUCAAUACUGUCAGAUAUUCUCUAAUUUUUGUCUUGUGCCAAAUUGUUCUUUGGAAACACCUGCUAUAUAAUAUGGUGCAUUCAGUUUACCACAUCAGUGGUUAACAUUUUAGGGCCUUGAUUUUUAAUGGGUGUUGCCUUUGUAUAAAAAUCACUUUGGGGAAUAUCAGGAUUAGUCAUUUAUUCAGUGAUGGUUUUUUUGAAAGAUAACUGGUGACUGGACGUAAGAGCUUCCCUCUCAAUAAGGGGAGUGAGACCCCCGUGUAAUCAGCUUUCCGAGGGACUGAGAACAGAAUAGAACUUGCACUGAAAGGCUUUUUUUCCCUUUUGGGGAAACAGUAUUUGUGUGAAAGGAACACCGUUCAGGUAGAUUUCACUGCAGGUGGUGUGCCAUAUUCUCAUAAUGCAGGCUUUUUAGAAACAAUCAUAAAAUAACCAAAACCUGGUCUUUCAGCCAAAAGGAAAAAAACAGAUUUUUAAAGUACUUUGUCCCUUACUUACUGCUCAUAGUCAGAGAAGCGACUAGAUAAAGUGGUCCCAUUUUCUCCUCAUAUCUGGUGGUGCCUGUGAGUCUUAAAGCCAUAACUGCUUAUCUUACUGUUGAUAGAAUCCUGUUUUUCUCCUUUAGCUUACAGGGAAUGUGGUCAGGGAGAAGCGAACUGGAGACUGUUCUGAUAAUGCUGCACGGGGCACAGUGUCACCCAGAUUCCUGGUCAGAGAAUCUCAUUUAUCUCUGAUGAUACUUAGGAUUAUUAAAGGGGAGAGUCAAGGCUUUUGUUGCUCCUGACAUUUAACUGUUGUUAGAAAUGCUGCAGUUUUCUUCCAGAGAGGUCAAAAAGGAAGGGGUAAACUGGGAAAAUUUUACUUCUUACAGAGUCACUUUUCUGAUGAGGCUUGCACUUUUUGCCAGCAGUGUCUCGAGGAGCAGUAUUGCCUUAAAUUAGUUUGAUUCUGACCGAGUCAGUGCACUGUACUUCCUAUAUGUGAAUGACCGUCAACUCUCCAUUGAGAUACACAAUUCACUGGUGAUCCGCAAACAUCCUUGCCAUCAGAAACUCUGGAUUCCCUCCCACUGAGCUAUGGGUGACCUAUACACUGAUAGAUACAUCAUUUCAUUGAGUUGCCUCUCAGUCUGUGAACGAGCAGUGGCAUGGCCAAAACAGGCUGGCGGAAGGAGAGUGAGAAUUCCCUUGCCAGAUGCUCCCGGUUAUCACUUCCUGAAUAGAGAGUUGACUGUCUUUCUGUUCAAAGUGACCAUGUAGAAGAUACUUCCAAAGGCUGUAUUGUGUAGCAAAGUCAAUUAUUGUUUUGUGAGGAUUUCACCAACCCUCUUGUGUUUUUAAAUGCAUACCAUUGACAAAAAAAAAAGAAAAAAGAAAACCAAACGAAACAGAGACAUUUACUUGAAAUGGGAGCUCCUUAGAUGUGAAGAAUGUUUCUAUUUUAUUACUUUUAGAAGAAAAUUAACCAGGAAAAUUUUUGCUGUGGUAAGGAAAACACCAGAGUGUUUUUAUAAGGUUGUGUUUGAUGCCAUAAAUUGACAGAAUCAUCUAAGUAAUCAUGUUGAUUUGUUGGAAAUAUCUAGUGCUGGAAACCAUCUUCUUCCCUUCUGUAUCUGUGAAUACUGCCUAGGAGCAUGUUCCUAAUGCAUUUUAUAUGCUAUUGUUUAUUCUUGGCAAACUAGAGGAUGGGUUUCUCCUUUUGAAUAACUUGCAAUAGCAAAGUGAGCCGGCACUGCCAGCAUUUCAGAUGAGGACCGAAUUAAUUAGGCAUUUUAGUUAGUGCCCCAUUACUCAUUGCUGAGGUUCAUAUAGAAAGAAGAGGAGAAUUGAAAGACAGGGUUCUUGAGGGACAUGUCCUUCACAAAAGAGCAAGGACUAAGAGCAGUAAAAAGACAGCUAAGAGAAUAUACCAUUACACAUUGCAUACUUAGGCUAUAUUUUUGUUGCAGUGAAUUUCAGACCAUAAUUGCUAAAAUAGUUUCUAGCUAUUAAAUUUAGUAAGAGGGUUUUUGAUGUCAGAAUUUUUUUUUAUUUCUGAUUGAAUUAGCCCCUGAAAUCACUGAAUUAGCCCCUGAAACUUUAGCUCUUGCUAUAAACUGAAAGCCAAAUGCCCUUUUUCAGAAGUAGCUAGAUUUUUCACCUGCCUCUUAAAGACAGCCCAAUAUUUGUUUCAUGAAGUAUUAUAAAUAAUGAGGAGAUACAGUGGGAAGGUAGCAUAUAGGUGUUCCACAAUAAGAAUUCUCUAUAAUAGGGUUUUCCUUAAAAAGAAUCCAUCCCAGAACAACAUUAUAUUUUGAAAAGGUGCUGGAUUAUAAAGUACAGGAGUAUGCACAUAUAAAUCAAGUUGCUCAGGAAAUGAGAGGUGGUGCUGUCAUUUGUCUUAAAAUUCAGAAAAGUGCUUUCCUGAGAAAAAUUGCAUAGUGCCCAGGCAGUUUUGGAUUCUUUGGUAAGAAGCCCUUUGGCAUCUGGAAUGUGGAUAUGUUUAAAAAAUGAGUGAGAUGUUAACCCAAGUGCUCAUCAACUUGUAGCCGAGCCCCAGAAGGAAAGGCAGCUUUGAAAUAGCUACUUCAUGGAACUGAACAGAACCUUGAUGGAAUCCAGUUGUCUGUCUGAGGACAGAAAACAAAGAGGCCACCUCAAACCACAUGCCUAUUUAGAGAUUAGAUGAAACUGUGAGGGACACUCUCUGGAUGCCUUAAAGGUGACUGGUGUUGAGUACUGGUGGGUAUGUACACACCCAUCUGGACUAGGCUGAUGGAAACCGUCUAUUUCCGUUCACCUUCACACAGCACAAGUCGUUCCUGUUGAUGACCUCAUUGAGGAACACGAGAAACAUGGUGCUGUUGACUUCCGUGUGUCUUGGGAGGUUGAGGUGGUCAUGUCAGUCAGCACUCUCCAGUGCUCACGCCUCCCUUAAAUGCCAGUUCUACAUCUACAUUAGUUCAUCUAUGCAAGCUUAUGUUUUUAUGGUUUGUUUUCUACACUCAUGUCCCAUUUGAUUGUUUAAAUAUCAGGUUUAACAUUAAUAUUAUGAAUAAUUUUUAAACCAAAGUAUGUAUAUGUCUGUGUGCUUGUUUUCCUGGAUGGUUUGAGGCAAACACCAGUCUUGUCCUUCUCUCUUAAUAAAGUCAUCCAUUUCUUAACAA
This is a messenger RNA of Mirounga angustirostris (Northern elephant seal), 9963 nucleotides long. RefSeq names its product coiled-coil domain containing 50 (gene CCDC50). Lineage: Eukaryota; Metazoa; Chordata; Mammalia; Carnivora; Phocidae. The record is from RefSeq and is a predicted model, not a curated record. The coding region runs from base 2228 to 3667 and encodes 479 amino acids. Gene Ontology annotation, cellular component: cytoplasm. Gene Ontology annotation, molecular function: ubiquitin protein ligase binding. The transcript is spliced from 12 exons.